Messenger RNA from Astrephomene gubernaculifera, 1084 nucleotides. The record is from the annotation of a GenBank genome assembly. NCBI's taxonomy places the organism in Eukaryota, Viridiplantae, Chlorophyta, Chlorophyceae, Chlamydomonadales, Astrephomenaceae.
GGACGAGGGACACAAGAUACGCAACCCGGACAGCGAGAUAACGCUGGUGUGCAAGCAGCUCCACACCGUCCACCGCCUCAUCCUCAGCGGCUCCCCCAUCCAGAACCGCCUGGCGGAGCUCUGGUCGCUCUUCGACUUCAUCUUCCCGGGAAAGCUGGGCACACUGCCGGUCUUCCAGGCGCAGUUUGCGGUGCCAAUACAGGUUGGCGGCUACGCCAACGCCUCCCCCCUGCAGGCCACCACCGCCUUCCGCUGCGCGCUGGUGCUCCGCGACCUCAUUGCGCCCUACCUGCUGCGGAGGCGGAAGGCGGAUGUGGCGACACAGCUGCCCGCGAAGACGGAGCAGGUGUUGUUCUGCACGCUGCUGCCGGAGCAGGUGCAGCUCUACCGGGCGUACCUGGCCAGCAAGGAGGUGGGUGAGAUCCUGGAGGGCAGUCGGCGGGCGCUGAGCGGUAUCGACAUCCUGCGCAAGAUCUGCAACCACCCCGACCUGCUGGAGAGGGCAACGGGGCAGGCGGCGGAGGACUAUGGCAACCCCUGCCGCUCCGGCAAGCUGCGAGUUGCGGAGCGCGUGCUGGCCUCCUGGCAGGCCGCGGGGCACAAGGCGCUGCUGUUCUGUCAGACACAGCAGAUGCUGGACAUCGUUGAGAAGCUGGCGGCGGGGCGGGGCUGGAGGUACCACCGCAUGGAUGGGGGCACACCGGUGGGGGCGCGGGCGCGGCUGAUUGACGACUUCAAUGGGCGGCCCGAGGUGUUCCUAUUCCUGUUGACAACCAAGGUUGGCGGCCUGGGUGUGAACCUGACGGGCGCCAGCCGGGUGCUGUUGUACGACCCGGACUGGAACCCAUCCACCGAUAUACAGGCUCGCGAGCGCGCCUGGCGCAUCGGUCAGUCCCGCCCCGUCACCAUCUACCGGCUCAUCACCGCGGGUACCAUCGAGGAGAAGGUGUACCACCGCCAGAUAUACAAGAACUUCCUGACCAACAAGGUCCUCCGUGACCCGCGUCAGAAGCGCUUCUUCACCUCCCGGGACAUCUCCGAGCUCUUCACCCUGGGGCCCGAGUACGACACACGCAAGAGGAGG